AUGGGUUGGUUCGACGACGACUCCCACGAGGCGCAGGCCUACGACCAAGUCGUCAAUCGUCCGCACGAGGCCCAGUGGACGCACGAGUUGAUUGGCGGUGCGGCCGCCUACGAGGCCGCCAAGGCGUACGAGGACCACGUCGCGCGGAACGGCAACCCCUCCAGCCACGCAAAGGCAAAGGAGAUUCUCGCCGGCGUCAUCGGCGCCUUUGUCGAUCGCGAGGUGGAGACCAAGGGGCUCGACUUUAUCGACACCGAAAGGGCCAAGCGUCACGCCCAGCGUCAGGCCGAGGAGCAGCUGGGCAGCGAGGGUGCCUGGUAG
Molecule: messenger RNA, 321 nt
Organism: Drechmeria coniospora
Lineage: Eukaryota; Fungi; Ascomycota; Sordariomycetes; Hypocreales; Ophiocordycipitaceae
Product: phosphoglycerate mutase family protein
Exons: 3
Coding region: 1-321 (106 amino acids)
Source: RefSeq, a predicted model, not a curated record